Sorghum bicolor (sorghum) is the source of this 1839-nucleotide messenger RNA. Its product is annotated as serine/arginine repetitive matrix protein 1-like. The transcript has 5 exons. Bases 1 to 1839 code for a protein of 612 amino acids. NCBI's taxonomy places the organism in Eukaryota, Viridiplantae, Streptophyta, Magnoliopsida, Poales, Poaceae. The record is from RefSeq and is a predicted model, not a curated record.
AUGAGGCCUGACGAGGGGUCGAUCAACCUGGGUUCAAUCGAUGUUCGGUCUUCGAGGCCUCCGGUGAAGGAGGACAAGGUUGACCGCGACAAGCGGCGAGAGUCCAUUGAAAAGCAGAAGUCCGCAUUGGACUUAAAAAAGAAAAAGGAGAAGAAGAAGAAUCUCGAGCGCCAAGCGCUGGAGACGCGCCGAGCGAAAUCCAGACAAAGGGGGGAGCCUGAGGAAGAAUCCCUCGAUGAGGACGAUGGCGGCGAUGGCGAUGACGACAGUGACGACUCCAAGGGGAUGGCAUCUCGUCUCGACAGGAUCCUCGAAGGUCCAUCUCGAGUCGACGUAGACGCCCCGCCGACAGAUGCACCAAAGGAGGGGUCAAGCGGGUCUCUUGAGAGGCGACAGAGGGAGUCGUCCCCUCGUUGCUCCCGUGCUGAUACCCCUCCCGCACCUAUGCGAGGUCUGUCCGUCCCGCGCUCCCAACCUCCCCCUGCGUCGAAGGCGGGUGAUCGGGCUAAGCCCCUGGCGACGGGGCCAUUGACCCGUGGCCGCGUCGCGGCCUCCGGCAAGGGGGAAGCGAGUCGUAGGAGUGGCAGCCCUAGCGCUCGCCUGGUGGGGGCUGCCGAGCCGAGGCCUGCGCCCGCUCGUGAGGUGCCUGGUUCGAGACCUGCCGGUCGAGGUACCGGCAGGCGGGCCGUUCUCCCUGUGGGGCUGAAGCGAACGCUCGAGCAGGCCCAGCCCUCGAUGGCAAAAAGACUUAAGGCGGGAGUGGCCUCCAAAGAAUCAGGUUCCUCCGACCCUCGACCGCCGACUGGUGCCGAGAGCGCCCUGCCCCGUCCCCUGGUGGGUGAGUCCACCCCACCGCCGCCGAAACGGGUCGAGGCGCCUCGCCCACAAGAGCAGGAGGAAGCCCCCGAGCCCACCCGUUCUGGGGUUGAGGGGGAUCCUAUCACAAUAAGCGAUGGAUCUGGCGGCAACGGGCCUUCGAAGGACGCCUGCCCUAUGGGUGAGGGGGCCGAGACUUCUCUCAUCGCGAAGCGGACGUCCUGGCCCGUCGGGCUUCGCUCCGUCGAGGAGCAGAGGAAGAAGGAGGAAGAGGAGCGUGAGCAGGCAACGCGGCCACCACCGCGGGAUGUGCAGCGGCUCCAGCAGAAAGCAGGAGAGGAGGACCAGCAGCCAGAAGGUCCCAGCUCGAGGAGCUGCUGGAGCAGGACCGGCAACAGGAGCUGCGGGAGCUCCAGGAGCAGCAGCAGCAGAGGGGAGAAGCUCCUCAAAGCUUACAAGGAGCUGUUGGUGCUUGAGGAGGAGAAGGAGAGGGAGGCCGCUCUGUCGGAAGCUCGGGAGGCCUCAAGAAAGGCGGUGGAUGAGGCCGCGCUGCUGAGGGAGCGAGCCAUGAUAGUCGAGGAGGCUGCGUCCAAGGCUCGAGAGGAGGCCCUGUCUUACAGGGAAACGGCCACUAAUCUGAGCAAGGAGAAGGGACACCUCGAGACUGACCUUGCUUCCGCCCGAGAAACCUUUCAGAAGAUGAAGGUGGAGUGCGUGAAUAGCGAGGUCGCCCGGAGCACCGCGGAGGAGGCCAAAAAGAAGGCUCUUGAGGAUCUCGAGGCUGAGCGGACUCGAUCUCGCAGCCUCUCUGACGACGUCGACCGUCUGAAGAGAGCGCUACUGGAGAAGGAUGGAGCCAUUGCGCAGGCCGGUAAGGUGAUCGAGGACCUGCGCGUCGCCAACACCGAGCUGGUGCGCUCAAACAAAGAGAUUGAGAGGGCCAACACCAAGUUGGUGGGCGAGAAUACGCCUCUGGAGGAGAGCACUCACGAUACGUUUUCUAUUGUUGAGUUUUCUUUUUGA